AGAGUGCGAGUGUCUUCAGUGCGCGGUGCAAAUUGCUGCGUCUCGCCAGUUACCCUCGUGUUACUUGUGACAUUGAAAAUGGGUUCUUUUUAUAAUUGCUGCCUGGAUUUUGAUGCUGGUCCUCAAGGAAUGAGGUGCGCUAGCCUCCUCACGCUUUGUGUGUCAUAAAGAGUGCAGUGAGCGCGCGAAAAUGACUGGAGGAUCCGAUAGAAGUCUCGCUUCAGUCACAGAGAAGCCGGCGCCGGCGCGGACGGGCCCGCACGGCGUCCAGGUCGUGAACACCGGCCCCGACCACACGUUUAUCCUGGACGAGGACAUUCUCGCCGAACUGCUGCUGCAGGAGGACAUUAAGGACAGAUCGGUGGUCGUCAUUUCGGUGGCAGGCGCCUUCAGGAAGGGCAAGUCGUUUCUGCUCGACUUCUUUCUCCGGUAUAUGCAUCAUAAGUAUGGUUCCGGGGGCGGCGGCGGUGACUGGUUGGGCUCAGACGAGGAGCCCCUCAGCGGGUUCAGCUGGCGGGGCGGCUCUGAGAGAGACACUACAGGGAUACUCAUGUGGUCCGAGAUUUUCAAGGCCACGCUCGAUGAUGGGGAAAAGGUAGCAAUCAUAUUACUAGACACACAGGGGGCAUUUGACAGUGAGUCCACAGUGCGCGACUGCGCAACAGUCUUCGCGCUGUCUACCAUGCUGUCCUCCGUACAGAUAUACAACCUCUCACAAAACAUACAGGAGGACGACUUACAGCACUUACAGUUGUUCACGGAAUACGGACGGCUCGCGCUAGAGGACGGGGGUCGGAUUCCGUUCCAGCGGUUGCAGUUCGUUGUGCGGGACUGGAGCUUCCCCUACGAAGCGCCGUAUGGUGCAAGUGGGGGACAGGUUAUACUAUCUCGAAGGUUAAAGGUAUCAGACAAACAGCACCCAGAACUGCAGUCGCUCCGAAAGCACAUCACCUCCUGUUUCGGUGAAAUCGGCUGCUUCCUGAUGCCUCACCCCGGCCUCAAGGUCGCCACCAGUCCCACAUUCGACGGAAGACUCUCUGACAUUGAGAUGGAGUUCAAGCGCGCCCUCCAGCAGCUGGUGCCGAUGUUGCUGGCGCCGGAUAACCUCGUCGUGAAGGAGAUCAACGGCCAGCGAGUGAAGGCCAAGGAUCUGCUGGUCUACUUCAAGGCAUACAUGAACAUAUACAAGGGGAACGAUCUGCCGGAGCCGAAGAGUAUGCUGGUGGCGACAGCGGAAGCCAACAACCUCACAGCCGUAGCGGAAGCGCGUGAAGUGUACACGACCCUGAUGGAAGAGAUCUGCGGCGGGGCGAAGCCCUACCUCCAGACGCAACUGCUGGAAGCGGAGCACCGGCGCAUCCGCGACAAGGCGUUGCACGCUUUCCGGUCUAAGAGGAAGAUGGGUGGCGACGAGUUCAGUCAGGCCUACUGUCAGCAACUGACACAUGACCUGGAGGAGCAGUUCCAGCAGUUCGUGGCGCACAACGAGAGCAAGAACAUCUUCAAGGCGGCGCGCACGCCGUCCGUGUACUUCGCGCUGGCGCUGGCGCUCUACGUGCUCAGCGGCGUGCUCGGCCUGCUCGCGCUCUACCCGCUCGCCAACCUGUGCAACCUCGCCAUGGGGCUGGCGCUGCUCACGCUCGUGCUCUGGGCCUACAUACGAUAUAGCGGUGAAAUGAGAGAACUUGGAGUGACGAUCGACGACAGCGCGAACUGGCUGUGGGAUAAUCUGAUGAAGCCAGUAUACCAAGCGGGCAUAGAGAAGGGCAUGGAGCGCGCCGCGGCGGCCGCCGCCGAGCGCGUGGCGCCGCCCUCGCCCACCACCAACGGCAAGCACAAGCAGUUGUGAUGGCCGCGAGCCCCGCCGGCCCGGGACCCGCCGGCCCGGGACCCGCCGGCCCGGGGCCCGUCCGCCCGGGACCCGCCGGCCUGGCAUCCGGCGCACCCGGCACGCACGCACGCGACGCACGAGCGUGACCAGACAUACGAAAAAACACCUAGAAUAAAACGUUGGGAUGAACUCAGUUGCCACGGAUGUGAAGUGUUUAAAGUGAUGUUUUUUGGGAUUGGGGGAAAUAGUGAAAUGGGCAGGUCAGCUGUAUGCAAGAGUGUAGUGGAUACUUUACCGCGACUAAGAACAAAUGAAGAAUGGAAUGCAUAUUAUAACACCACUUUCCAAUAUGAAAACACUUUGAAUAACACACUGCAAAAAACUGCGCCUGAUACUGAUAUUUGUCUUACAAAGGACAAUGGAAUCAAUUGCAAUCGAUAUUCAGUUGUGAUGAUUAGAAGUCAUAAGAAAUCCAUGGAGUGGAACAAGCUUAAAAUUAAUUGCCCAAUGGUAAAUUUAACUUUUGUACCGUGCAAAUAUGAAAUAGUUCGUUAUUGUGCGAAAAAUAGAAAAUUAAGACGACGCAAGCUGCAAAUAGAUACAGCGCGCUGUGCUUGCGGAAACCACAGCUAUGAAAAUACAGGGAAAUUUUAUAAUCAUUUGUUUAGUGCUGUGUGUACAAAUUGUGAUGUGAAUAGGAAUUGUAGUGGAAAUUCAAAUGUGCAGCUUGAAUCAUAUAUUGAAAGCACAACUAAGAAAUCGCGAUUUAAACGAAAAUCUAAAAUUUCCAAACUGUAUAUGUGUAUGUGGAUUUAUAAAAUUAAAUGUACACUUUACAAACAGUCAGAGCUAGAGAACCUUGUCUGGAUCAAGUUCUCUCAAUUCCUCAUUAGUUUCUAAAA
Messenger RNA from Zerene cesonia (dogface butterfly), 2733 nucleotides. Its product is annotated as atlastin. Gene Ontology annotation, biological process: endoplasmic reticulum organization; protein homooligomerization. The coding region runs from base 191 to 1849 and encodes 552 amino acids. The transcript has 11 exons. Gene Ontology annotation, molecular function: GTP binding; GTPase activity. Lineage: Eukaryota; Metazoa; Arthropoda; Insecta; Lepidoptera; Pieridae. The record is from RefSeq and is a predicted model, not a curated record.